AUUCCAAAGAUUGAGUUAGGCGAAAAGAAAAAUCGGAAAAUAGGCGCAUUUCGCAAACCAAAGAAAAAAAUGACACAAUUUGACAUCCAACCCGGUACUUUGUAGCGGUCGACCCGAUGGGUGCGUAUGAUCCGUUUUUCUCACCGGGUCAGAGUCAAAGUGGGUCGACCCGCCCGUGGGUUGUAAUGAGAGAAGCCCAUAACAGCAAGCCCAAUUUGAAGAGAACGAAAUUAAAAAAACACACAAAUAAUCGUGAUUUUCAACUUUUGUUUCUGGUUUUUCUGCUAUUUGGAGAGACACGCUAGUUCCCCAUUGGCUUUCCAUCCAAUCACGUCAGUUCCCUUGGUUUUAGGCGAUUCAAAUGUUUCUUCCUUUUCUACAAACGCUUUUUCUUCUUUCUCUUUCGCUUCGCUUCCUUUCUUCUGUUGCGGCAAAGAGACUUUCCAAUCAGUUGUCGACUCUGAGGUAAAGCUAAGAUCGAUCUCCACUUCUCAGUGUCUUCAUAGUAAUUCAUUUUUCCUUGGAAAGUUCUCUUUUUCUAAUUCGGGUUAGGGUUUUUUGCUCGAUGUUGGUACCAGGCGCUCACUAUGGACUCUUGGCAUUCUCGUGCUUCCGAUCUUUGUGAAGCGGCAGAGACAACUCUGCCUUCCUCUGCCGACGUUGCUGAUCAAUCUUCAACCAUGGAGCACUUGUUGAAGAUGACAUUGCCGGAUGGAAGUGAAGGGUUGUCAUUGCUGAUGGGGAAGUGGAGGAGGUUGAUCAGCGGGGUGGCAGAGGAGGAGGUGAUGAGGAGGACGGAGGCGACGAGGUUGGAGUGGCGCUGGGUGAGUAGCUUGCUGAGCUCCACCAUUGAGCCGAGCUAUCAACAACGAUGGUGGAUACUGAAUUCACCACCACUGUCGCGGGUCUUCACUGCCGGCAAAAUGGAGCUAUCUGAAGACUACUCCUGCAUCAUCUCCCGCGGUCCUGUUCCCAUAAUCACUCGCAUCUUCGACGAUGCAAUCGUCGACACCUGCUACGGCGUCUUCAACUACUGCGAGCUUCUUAAGCUACAGGGGAAAGAAAGCGUUCUGCAGCAGGGAAUGCACGAGCCUCCUCCUCACCGUUACCACUGGGGGAAUUAAGUGAAAUGGUCCAAUUUAUAUGUUAGCAGAGAAAAUAUUUUAGCAAAAAAAAAGUGAUUCUAAAGGGCGAUCGUUCUGACUCAGUAGGCAUAUCCUCUGAGACUGUCUUAAUAUGUUAAGAUUUGUUAUCUCAAAGCCAGUUUGUUCUAAACCAGUUCACUCUCUGAAAGACUCGAGAUGCUAAGAUUUGUUAUCUAACAGUACUCUUCACUCCUUGAUUAUGCAGAUUUAGAAGUUAGGAUGGGCUGUUGCUUCAAAGCAAAAGCUAAGACCCUUUGCAAUUGCUUAACAUUAAAAUACUCGUUUGAACGUGUUUUCACCCCGCUUUGCUGUGUUUGCAUCUUGCUUAGCUAUUUUUUCAUCCGUUUUGGCCUGUUUUUCUCCUUCGUUGUGACAUCAGCACUAUCAGCAGGGGGGAUAACGGGAGGAAGCAGGGCUUCUUCUUCUCCAUUCUUUUCUUCAUCUUCAUUGGUUUCUUUUUCUGUAGCUGUUUGGUCUUCAGCAUUUGCUGAACUGAGGAACUCCCGAACAGUUUUCAAGGAGUCAUCAUAUGCAUUAAGUGCUUCAAGACAGAUAUCAUGGGUUUUCAUUAGCUGCUCUCUAGAACGAUGGCCUGCAAAACAUGUUACUAUUUAUUGCUCCAAGUAACUUGUCAAAAACCAACAAGAGGGGGGGGGGGGGGGGGGGGGGGGGGGGGGGGGGGGGGGGGGGAAGAUUACCCUUCACGUCCCUUAAUUUCAGAAAUCAAGAUUACCCCUUCAUGGUAUUGGAAUUGUGAUAUGCUUCUUCCCCAGACUAGCAGAAUCAACUUCUAUAUCAGCAUUAACAUUGUCACAUGUUGUAGAUAGUCCUUAAUGUCAAGACCCUUACGGUUUGUGGAUGACUAUAACCUGUAUUGUCGUCGCAGAGAUAACCUGUGAUAGGCGUGGAAGAAAAAACCUGUUAUUGUUGUCGAUGAGAUAACCUCUUAUAGGUGUGGAUGACAAUAACCUGUUAUUGGCGUU
Molecule: messenger RNA, 2128 nt
Organism: Linum trigynum
Lineage: Eukaryota; Viridiplantae; Streptophyta; Magnoliopsida; Malpighiales; Linaceae
Source: the annotation of a GenBank genome assembly